AUGGUGAACGACGGCGAUGGCCCUUUUGGGCCCGUUGUAAACGGCACACAAAUUGUCUUCUACGAAUACCGACCCAAUGCAGGAGCAUCCUGGACGUUUGUGGUAUUGUUUGCUAUUGGUGUCGUGGGACAUGUGGGCUACUUCUUUUGGCUUCGCGCGUGGCAUUUUCUCCCGUUCAUACUUGGCGGCGUGGGCGAGGCGUUCGGCUACUACGGCCGCGUCAAAGCAUCCGAAAACCCGCUCGCCGUCGGUCCCUUCAUCAUGCAGAAUCUCCUCAUCCUCGGAUCCCCACCACUCUUCGCCGCAACGAUCUACAUGAGUCUCGGCCGGAUCAUCAUAGCCCUCGAUCUCCGACGCCACGCCGCCAUCAGCCCGCGGCUCACCGCCUUCUUCUACGUCGUCGUCGACAUCGGCUGCUUCGUCAGCCAGGUGUUUGGGUCCAUCAUGCCGGCCUCCGGCGAUCCCUCGGCCAUCGAUAUGAGCAGGAAAAUCAUCAUGGGCGGCUUGCUCGCGCAGCUCGGCGUCAUUUGCCUCUUUGCGCUUUCUUGUGCUCACUCGCAUCGAUGGGCCAAGCGCGAGGCGCCCAACCUGAACGCGACCCACGCUGGGAUCAACUGGAACAAGUACUACUUGAUGACGUAUGGAGUGGCUCUCCUCAUGUUUGUGAGGAGCUUGGUCAGAGGCAUCGAGUACCUCCAGGGAGAGGGGGGAUACAUCAUCAAACAUGAGUUCUUUGUGUACGCCUUCGACGCUGCUCUCAUGGUUGUUAUCAUGGCGUUAUAUCUCUGGAUUCACCCGGGGAGGCUCGUCCGCGAUCUUGCUCGGUACAAAAGCGAUGCAUUCGGAGACGAGCGGAACAUAAUGUUGGAAAGACGAUAG
Messenger RNA from Colletotrichum gloeosporioides, 879 nucleotides. RefSeq names its product Protein RTM1. The transcript is spliced from 2 exons. Bases 1 to 879 code for a protein of 292 amino acids. NCBI's taxonomy places the organism in Eukaryota, Fungi, Ascomycota, Sordariomycetes, Glomerellales, Glomerellaceae. Gene Ontology annotation, cellular component: membrane. The record is from RefSeq and is a predicted model, not a curated record.